Molecule: messenger RNA, 2942 nt
Organism: Girardinichthys multiradiatus
Lineage: Eukaryota; Metazoa; Chordata; Actinopteri; Cyprinodontiformes; Goodeidae
Gene: ift81
Product: intraflagellar transport 81 homolog
Exons: 18
Coding region: 299-2329 (676 amino acids)
Biological process (GO): cilium assembly; intraciliary transport
Cellular component (GO): intraciliary transport particle B; cilium; centrosome
Molecular function (GO): tubulin binding
Source: RefSeq, a predicted model, not a curated record
AACCAGUUCAUGACGCCUUUACGGUAUCUAUGGAGCAGAUGACAACCGUUUUUGCUCUUUAUUGAUUUAGCGAGUCAAAAACGCAUAAAACUAACAAAAGAAAUCUAGAAGCCCGUUUUGUUGAUUGAUGCUUGUUCUCCGACGUCUUCGGGAAGCUUUAGAGUGAUAUUUUUUAUCGCCCAGCUAGGCUAACUUUAUCAACGACAGGGAGCUUUUUACGUUAGCGUUAGCUGGUUAGCUCGCUUAUCCACCACACGAAGAGCUAUUUUAAUUUGGAAUACAUUUCUAAAGGCCCACUAUGAGCGAACAACUGAAAUUCAUCGUUGAACAACUGAACAAGGAGCCCUUCAGGAAAAACUUUAACCUCAUCACGUUUGAUUCUCUAGAGCCUAUGCAGCUACUGCAGAUUUUGAACGACGUUCUGGCUGAAAUAGACCCAAAGCAAUCCAUAGAUAUCCGAGAAGAAAUGCCUGAACAAACUGUGAAGAGAAUGUCCUCCCUGUUGGGGAUGCUGAAAUACAAACCUCCUGGGACCCUCUCUGAUGUGAGCAGCUUCAGACAGGGUCUGGUGACUGGCAGCAAACCUGUAGUUCAUCCAAUCCUCCACUGGUUACUGCAGAGAGUUGCUGAACUAAAGAAGAGGGCUUACCUGGCCCGUUUUCUGGUGAAGCUGGAGGUACCCACUGAGUUUUUGCUGGAUGAUGUCAUCAACGACACCUAUCAUCAGUAUGAAGAGCUGGUGGAAGGGUUUAAGACGUACCAUAAGGAGUGUGAGCAUCUGAGGAAUUCCGGGUUCUCCACAGCGGAAAUCAGAAGGGACAUUAAUGCCAUGGAAGAAGAAAAAGAUCAACUCAUUAAACGUGUGGAGAGGUUGAAGAAGAGGGUGGAGUCAGUAUCCAACCAUCAGCGCAUGUUGGAGCAGGCCAGGCAGCUCCGAGUGGAGAAGGAGAGAGAGGAGUCACUGACUCAUCAGAAGCAGGAGCAGAAGAACCAGCUAUUUCAGGCAGAGCAGAGACUUCUGAGGUUGCAGCAACAGUUGAAGGAUUUGCGACAAGCAGCCGCAGAUGCCACCCCAGACAGCUUGAUGAGACGACUUGAAGAAGAAAUAAAGAUCAACACCUACAUGGUCACUGAAAAACUCCCCAAAGAGCUGGAGGGCAUGAGGCGCACAGUUCAGUGCAUGCAAAAAGUAGUGUCAGAGCCUGCAAUGGGCCAAGGUGAUCUCCAGGGGAUGGAGGACAAGAUUAAAGCAGUCGACUCUCAGAUAAACCAGCUUAUUGAGAAGAGGAUGAUGAGAAAUGACCCCAUAGAUGACAAACUGACUCUUUACAGGCAGCAGGCCUCUAUUAUCAUUCGAAAGAAGGAGACAAAGGCAGAGGAGCUUCAGGAAGCAAGGGAGGAACUGGCCGCUGCAGAGAGGGAGCUGAAGCAGAGGGGCAGCCAUGGACAAGGCCCACAUGGGGAAGAAGUCAUCCGUGGUGACGAGUUGAAACGCUUAGUGGCGAAAUUGCGCAGCAAAGGAACUAUCUACAAGAAGAAGAGGCAGGGAAUUGCUGAGCUGAGAGCAGAAUAUGGAGUCCUCCAACGGACUGAGGAGAUUCUCAAACAGAGACAUGACACCAUCCAGCAGAAACUGCAAACCGUGGAAGCUGAGAAGGGCAUCUCUGGAUACAGUGACACCCAAGAGGAGCUGGAGAGAGUGUCGGCCAUCAAGAGCGAGUUAGAUGAGAAGAAGGGUCGCACUCUGGAUGACAUGUCUGAAAUGGUGAAGAAGUUGAACUCAAUGAUCGUUGAGAAGAAAUCAGCUCUUGCACCAAUUAUUAAAGAGCUGAGGUCCCUGAGACAACGGCGAGUCGAGCUAAGUCAAGAUUAUGAGGAGAAGAAGGCUCAGUAUGAAAGUUGUGCGGCUGGUUUGGAGAGUAACAGAUCAAAACUGGAACAGGAGGUGAAAGCACUGAGAGAGGAGAUGGCCCAGAAGGAAAACCGAUACCAUUAUAUCAACGCCAUGUCAGAGAUCAUUGAGAUGCAAAUUCAACGGGCAGCUGAAGAGAUGAAGGCCUACGUGUCCUCUGAUCUACAGGAGAAGAAGAAGGCCAUCAGGGAUGUCUACAUGAAGAAUAUUGCAGAACAGGAAUUACUUGGAAAGAAGUUACGUGAGGAGCAGAAGAUUGUGAGGGAAAGCCACAGCGUCAACAUGGAGCAGAUGAAGAUGUGGCGUGACCUGGAGCAGCUGAUGGAGUGCAAGAGGCAGUGCUUUAUAAAAGCACAGAACCAGGUUUCUAUCGGUCAGAUCAUUCAGGAAGGAGGGGAGGACAGGCUGGUGCUCUGAAGACACGAUGAACUGCUGGUCCUAUUUUCUCCAUCCACCAGACUAAAUGAAACUUAAUAUUCUAUGUCCAAAACAUCUGAUUGUUCCUGGAAACUGUUGCAUUAUAGGAUUUCUGUCAUUGUUCACUGGGUUAAUUUUCCCUCUCUUAAGUGUUUUGGACCAGGGAUGUUAAGGCUCACUGGAUCGUUUAUCUUCUUUGCAAACCAGAUCUCUAACCUCUGAUGAUGACCGUGACUUAAAGGACACAUGUCUGUGGACAUGCUGCAAGUCAAGGGGUUUCACUUUUGUCAGCCUGUGGGACAAUCCUUUUAACACGUCUUUAAGGAUACUCUUUCUGUCAAAGUGUCCAAACAUAUCAGCAUACAAAGUGGUACACUUGGGUUGUGACACCGGUCAACUAUUUUUGGCAGCACAAAGCAUGACCAUGUGCAGGGAUUGGGAGUCCAGUUUUGGAUCUCACUGGGACCACCAGGACUUUGGAUAUUGGGGAUAAAAGAUUCCUGUAUUUCUACUUGUUAAUUAUCAUAACUGACACUCAAAUAUUGAUGUGCAGUUUCUAAUUGUGUUUUGUAUUAAUUUUGUUUUAUUGCAUUAAAGUUUCAGUUCUGAAAAA